AUGUGGGGCUUUUUCCAGAUGAUCAACCACGGAAUCCCGGACGAUGUGAUGGAUGGCAUGCUGGAAGCUGUCAAGCAGUUCCACGAGCAGCCUGAGGGCGUGAAGAGAGAGUGGUACUCAGGAGAUGAUGCAAAGAAAUUUAGAGAGCCGGUUUUCGAGUAUGAAAGACACAUUGAAAAAUUGAAGAUAUCUCUGUCUGAACUGCUAUCCGAGGCAUUAUGGCUUGAUUCAGACUAUCUUGGUGACAUUGAAUGGAUGGAAUCCAAGAGAAUAGCAGGCAAUUACUACCCAAUUUGUCCUGAGCCAGAGCUAACUAUAGGCACAACCAAUCGCUCAGAUGCCUCAUUUCUCACUCCUCGUCCAAAAUCACCAUGGUGGCCUCCAAGUCCGCCACCAAAACCACUUGUUAGCAACGACAAGUUCAAGAGCGUGGAGCACCGGGUCCUUGCCAGGAAGGCCGGGCCGUGGGUGUCAGCCGCAUGCUUCCUUGUACCAGGAGAGAUGCAGAAGUCGAAGCCGGAUGGGCCAAUAAAGGAGCUUCUCGAUGAGAACAAUCCACCCAUGUACAGAGAGACCACUUUCACAGACUACCUUAAGUAUUACUUCUCCAGUGGCAAUGGCGAGAAUGGUGAAUCUGUACUUCCUCAUUUCAGAAUAAGCGAGUCCAAGUAG
Eucalyptus grandis is the source of this 672-nucleotide messenger RNA. RefSeq names its product 1-aminocyclopropane-1-carboxylate oxidase homolog 1-like. Bases 1 to 672 code for a protein of 223 amino acids. The transcript has 3 exons. Lineage: Eukaryota; Viridiplantae; Streptophyta; Magnoliopsida; Myrtales; Myrtaceae. The record is from RefSeq and is a predicted model, not a curated record.